AUGACCGACAACCUGACCCUGUACUGUCUUGUUGAUGGCGAACCUAUGAAGGAUGCCUUCAAGAUCAGGGACAUCCCACCGUCGCAUGACGUCGACGACCUCAAAGACGCAAUCGUACGCAAGAAACCCAACGAUUUCCGCGAUGGUGAUGCAAACAAGCUCACCCUCUGCCGUGUCUCCAUUCAUGACGACGGAACCAUCCACGACAAGACAGAGCUGAACAACCCUAGAGCAGUCCUUUCCACGCUGUUUGCCGCGAGUCCCGACGACAACACCUACAUCAUCGUCCAACGGCCCGCUCCAGUCCCUGCACCUAUCCCUACCCGUAUUUCCACUUGCCUCUCUGGCCACCUCUCAGAUGAAUGUCUUCAUGGCACGCCGAUGUCUGCAACUCCUAUCCCAAAGAGAUAUAUUCCCUAUGACAGCCUUGAGAAAGAACUGGCACUAAUCAUCAAGGACGCAAGUCAACUUCACGUCUGGCAUACUGUCGAUGCAACAAAUGUCGAGACAGCUCAAAAGGAACGGCUAGGGCCGUUCUAUAAAAAUGCCCUGCCAUACGGAACCACGGCGAGUACCAUGAAGGAAGCGAUGCUAGGAAUGGUGCUGGACAAGGAAUCGACGUCAAGUGAUAACAAGACGCUGCGUGAGAUUGUCGAGAGCGACAUCGGCAAGACGACUAAUCUCAGCGUACUUCUCCUCACCAACGAUGCUCAACUCACGCCAGAGCAGUUCUUCCGUGAGCAGAUCAUUGGAGGAGCCGUGACGAUUGGAACAUUGGUCAAUAUGCUUCGCGGGUUUCUCACGCCUCUCCGCGCAACACUGGGAAACGUGCGUGCAACAUUGGUGGUACUUGGAACGUCGCUGUCGUUGCAGGGUGAGGACAACGUGUACCCGGCAGUCGGCAUGCGUACAAGAUUUCAUAGCAUCAUGCGGUUCCCUUUGUUUGACGACCAAGACGUGGAGCACGUAUUAUCGAAACUUAUUGAUACUUCUGGCUGCACCAUCCCACAUGACAAGCUCCGGAAGCUCACAGGGAGGGCCCAAUUUUCGGUCAGCGUUAUCCGCGAGCUUUUCAAACUCAAUCACACCAACCCCCACACCAAACAAGCCAGGCUAGAGAAAGCGUUCGAUUCAGCGAUUAAUCUAGUGAGUAUUCAACUGCGUGGUAGAGUGCGAGAGCUUCUGGGCGGCGACACGACCGGCGAGGUCGUGCAUCUACUCGGCCGUAUGGUGUUGGCAUUCAAGCUCCAAGGCGGCAAGGUAUGGUUUGCAAGAAAAGCUCAAGUCAAGUUCAUGGAUAACGCCUUGUGUGCUCUGCGAGUGCAUAGCGGCAGUGUUCAUUGGCUCAUGGACGAGUCACUCGUGGUCGAGGUGGUGGAGGAAGAGCUGGAACAUUCGAAUGUGGAUCUCGGAUUUUCGGCACAACUCCGUCAGCUUAACGGAAUUAUUGAGCAUUUCGGCGUCAAGUCAUCGGCCAAAGGAAAUGCACUGGAGCCACUCGUUCGACAAUCACUGCGACGCUUUAACAACUGGCAUCUUGCAGAUCUCCCUUUCCUUCAAGGUAUCGAAUUGCCUGCAUGGUGCAGCGGACAGAAGCUUCAGAUCGACGAAAUCAACACGGCGCAUGGAUUUGGGUACGGAGCCGACAAUACUGAGGCUGAUCUCAAUUUCCUCAUCAACCGUCCCUCGAACAAGCUGCUGGUUCAGCAAUCUGGUACGCGCCAGGAUGCAGCAUGGUUCUUCUCCGACAACCGUUAUGCUGGCUCCCUCGCUAUCAAGAUCUAUGGCAAUGAUAUACCGCAAACCGACCAUCAGAAGAACGAAACUUCCAGCGACAUUCGAUGCAGCUUCUUGCGAGCAGAUGGAGUCAGAAUGAACCCAUCGUUGGAAAGGAUCCGUGACGCUUUUGUCGCUUCCGUUGUGCCCAACAAAAUCAAAGGCAUCCUCCGCAUUCAUCUCGAACUUCCUAGGGUUCAGGGCGUACAGCUGGCUACCCAUGUCAAGAGGGACCCCGCUACCGGCACUGAGGAUGUGAUGGUUCACAUCGACUUGUCAAACAUCGACGACUUUUUUUACGAAGGUAUCGAGGAGAAGAAGGAAGACAUUCUUUACUUGAAGAAACUGAUCAAAUACGUGCUAGCAAAGUAA
Molecule: messenger RNA, 2148 nt
Organism: Linnemannia hyalina
Lineage: Eukaryota; Fungi; Mortierellomycota; Mortierellomycetes; Mortierellales; Mortierellaceae
Source: the annotation of a GenBank genome assembly